AUGGGAUUCUUGGAAGAUGAUAGAGAAUAUAUAGAUGCUAUUAAAGAAGCCAGCCAAUGGGGAUCUGGACAUUUCUUGCGCAAAUUAUUUGUUGUUAUGCUUCUUUCUGGAACUGUUAACAGACCAACAAAUGUUUGGAAGAAAACUUGGAAUCUGCUAUCGGAUGGAAUCUUGCACAGCCAAGGAACUUUGGCAAAUAACAAAGCUUUGGUACUGACUGAAGAACAAACAAAAAAUUUGACAUUAAUUGAAAUCGAAAUCUUGCUACAAGCAAAUCGCAGAACUCUUAAAGAUUUCAAGCCUAUAGCAUAUCCAGAUGAUUAUGUACUGCAACAACUGGGAAAUCGAUUGAUCUAUGAAGAAAGAAAUUAUGACAUCGAUCUUAUGAAGUCAGAAUUCCAUAAUCUUUUCACUGCUCCAACAGAUGAACAAAGGAAAAUAUUUGACAAGAUAAUGUUUGCUGUUAACAAUCAAAGAGGGGGGGGGGUAUUUUUCUUACAUGGUUACGGAGGCACUAGUAAAACUUACAUGUGGAAGACACUUGCGACUGCCUUGCGGUGUGAACAUCAAAUUGUUUUAACAGUAACUUCGAGUGGGAUAGCAUCAUUGUUAUUACCUGGAGGCAAAACUGCUCAUUCUAAAUUUAAAUUGCCUGUACCCACUUUGGAAAACUCUACUUGCAAGAUUGAAUAUAAUGAUGAGUACGGACAAUUACUUUGA
Messenger RNA from Vicia villosa (hairy vetch), 720 nucleotides. RefSeq lists its product as uncharacterized. Bases 1 to 720 code for a protein of 239 amino acids. Gene Ontology annotation, biological process: telomere maintenance; DNA repair. Lineage: Eukaryota; Viridiplantae; Streptophyta; Magnoliopsida; Fabales; Fabaceae. Gene Ontology annotation, molecular function: DNA helicase activity. The record is from RefSeq and is a predicted model, not a curated record. The transcript has 3 exons.